This is a messenger RNA of Echinococcus granulosus, 303 nucleotides long. Its product is annotated as Putative aminopeptidase W07G4.4. The record is from RefSeq and is a predicted model, not a curated record. The transcript is spliced from 3 exons. NCBI's taxonomy places the organism in Eukaryota, Metazoa, Platyhelminthes, Cestoda, Cyclophyllidea, Taeniidae. Bases 1 to 303 code for a protein of 100 amino acids.
AUGCAGAUAUCAACGAUUCGCAGAGAGGACUAUGAAGCAGUCAAGGGUCAUAGUGAGUACGAAGAUCUCCUUCAAUGCAACAACCUCCCGAGUAGCGCAACCCCUCGUGGGCACCAGUUCCCCGCCGCCUUCAUGAUUGCUGCUAGCGGUUUGGAUGAGCACGGUCUAGGUUCUGAGCAGAAACAUCUGCCCUACACCCAUCUCGACAUCGCCGGCAGCGCUGGUGGCAUUGACGUCCUUCCAACCGGAGCACCGCUACUAAUGUUUGUCAAGGAUCAUAUUUACGUCGGCAGAAGGGAAUAG